GCGCCAGCGUAGCGGUGCUCUACUAUACCGGCAGUAUAUCGGGUGGGGCGCAUAUAUUCCUUGUUUUUCGACGAUAAUAACAAAAUAAUUAACGAAUUUACCGGGAAAAUUGUUGUUUACAUGACUGUUGCCGAAUCGUGUUUGAUUUUCGCUUAUUUCAAAUGAAGGGUUGCAUUUUGUGAUAAUUAUCGGCUGAGUAUUUUUAGGUUAAUGUUGUGUCGAAAAAGUGACAGAUUUUGGGUUUUGUAAUUUCGCGUGAAAAGGUAUUUUUAGGCGGUUUCUUGGGGGUUUUUUCAUGUGUGGUGGUGCAAACAACGUUCGUAGACGUUAAUUAGAAGUUUUCGCGAGGAAAAAGUCGUGGAAAUGAUAAAAAUUUAGAAGAUAAAUUUUAGAUGGUUGGUCGCCAUUUUGAAUCGUUUCAAAUAAUGCGCAUAUAGCGAAUCAAAAACGCAAAAUAUGGCGCCAGUACCGCGUCCAGGUAAUCUGAGGGACCCCGAAAUAGCCGAGCUAUUUUACAAACACGAUCCUGAGAAGAUUUUUGAGGAUUUAAGGGAAAUUGGGCAUGGAUCCUUCGGAGCUGUUUAUUACGCAAGAUGCACCCUCUCCAAAGAAAUUGUCGCCAUCAAAAAGAUGUCGUACACUGGCAAGCAAAGUCUGGAAAAGUGGCAGGAUAUCUUGAAGGAGAUACGAUUUUUGAAGCAGUUAAAGCAUCCGAAUACUAUAGAAUACAAAGGUUGUUAUCUCAGAGACAACACAGCCUGGUUGGUGAUGGAAUAUUGUGUGGGGUCAGCCUCCGAUAUAAUAGAGGUACACAAAAGGCCACUAAGAGAAGAGGAGAUAGCUGCAAUUUGUGAUGGUGUUUUAAAAGGGCUCAGUUAUCUGCACGAUUUUGGUAGAAUUCACAGGGAUGUAAAGGCUGGUAAUAUACUUUUAACAGAAAAUGGCACUGUAAAAUUGGCUGAUUUUGGUAGUGCCUCAAUAAAAUGUCCAGCUAAUAGUUUUGUGGGUACCCCUUAUUGGAUGGCGCCUGAAGUGAUCCUGGCCAUGGACGAGGGCCAGUACGACGGCAAGGUGGACGUGUGGUCGAUGGGGAUAACCUGCAUCGAACUGGCGGAGCGAAAACCUCCUUACUUCAACAUGAACGCCAUGUCGGCUCUCUACCACAUCGCGCAAAACGAUCCGCCCAGUCUGUCGUCGAAUUCCGACUGGUCGGACGUUUUCAAGCACUUUGUGGAAGCCUGUCUGCAAAAAUCCCCCUCGAGCCGACCCGAUUCCGCGAAAUUACUCAAACACCAGUUCGUUACGCGGCACAGAUCGGGAAACGUCCUCGUAGAUCUGAUACAGAGAACCAAAGCCGCAGUCAGGGACUUGGACAACUUGAACUACAGGAAAAUGAAGAAAAUUCUGAUGGUGGAGAACUGCGAGAGCGAAAGUACCAUCGACAUGGACGAACCGGUCGAUGAGCAUACCGGCGACAGCUCCAAAAGCAACUCGGCAACGUCGGAACACUCGGUACAUUCGGUGGGGGUUUCCGCCAGCAGUCAGUCCAGUAGUACCAACAGUUUACCCGCUGGUGGGGAUGAUGGUACCACUAGAAGACACCAGGCCAUGAACCACGUUGCCGCCGCGAUGGCCGACCAUGGUACCAACAAUUUUGCCACCAUUAGAACUACCAGCAUCGUUACCAAACAGCAGAAAGAACACAUGCAGGAGGAAAUGCACGAGCAGAUGUCUGGCUACAAGCGGAUGCGGAGGGAGCACCAAAGUUCGCUGUGGAAACUGGAGGAGAGAUGCAAAAUGGAGAUGGAAGCGCACAAAAAUCAGCUCGACAAAGAGUACGAAAACUUGCUGCUGAGCUUCAGCAAAGAUUUGGAGAGGUUGCAGGUGAAACAUUCGCAGGAGAUGGAGAGAAAAACCAAGCAGAAAAUCGUCGGCGAGAAAAAGUUGGUCAAGGAUAUUUCGACGAGGCAAGAUCUGGACCGUAAGGCUUUCGAAGCGAAUAGAAAGAAGGAGUACAAGGCUAAUAAGGAGAGAUGGAAAAGGGAAUUGUCGCAGGAUGAAUCCACCCCCAAACGGCAGAGGGAUGCUACUUUACAGAACCAAAAAGAAAACCUCAAGCAGGUGGACGCGCAGGAAGAGCAGCGCCUCCUGCGCCACCAAAAGGAGCACUUGGAGCUGGAGGUGAGGAAGUUCCGCAGAAAAAAAUUGCUCUCGUACCACCAGCUCGAGCAGGACCUGCUCAGGCAGGAGCUCAACAAGCGCCAGCAGCAACUCGAAAUGGCGCACAACAUCCUGCUGAGACACCACGAGAAAACGCAGGAGCUCGAGUAUAGGCAGCAAAAAGCCGUGCACGCCCUAAGGGAAGAACAGGUGAGAAAUCAGCACGAUACGGAGCUGGCCAACCAAACGGAGUACAUGAAGAGAACCGAGCGGGAGCUGAGGAAGAAACACGCUCUGGAAAUAAAGCAGCAGCCGAAAUCUUUGAAGCAGAAGGAGAUGCUGGUUCGAAAGCAGUUCAGGGAGACUUGCAAGGUUCAGACUAAGCAAUACAAAGCUUUGAAGCAGCAAGUUUUGAACACUACGCCUCGCGAUCAGCAAAAAAUCGUCAUUAAGAAGUUGAAGGAGGAGCAAAGGAGGAAAUUGGCUCUCCUGGGUGAUCAGUAUGAGCAAAGUAUUGCGGAGAUGUUGCAGAAACAGUGUAUUAAAUUGGACGAAAGUCAAGAGAUGCAAUGUCAGCAAAUGAAGGACAAAUUGCAGUACGAAAUGGAAAUUCUGAUGGCUUACCAGAGCAAAAACAAAAUGCAGGCGCAAGCGCAGAGAGACAGGGAAAAGGACGAACUGCAGACGAGGGUCAACCUGAGAAAAAGUCUUCUCGAGCAGAAAAUGGUCAUCGAAAACCAAAGGUUUAUUGAGGAGCGCGGGGAAAGAAUAAGACUUUUGCACGAGAAGCAGGACAAAGAGCUGGCCGAGUUCGACGACGAGUCGGUCCGACUGGGUUUCAGUGCCCUAGCGAUUGCGGAAAUUUCUCACGGGGACUUAUCACGAGAUUUAUACGACGAUGACGGGAGUUUAUCGGGUUCCAUGCUAAGUUUAGCGAGAUCCAACAGUUCGACAUCGUUUCCUCCAAACUCGGUGUGAAAAUAAAAAAAUCCGAUUCAUCGACACCAUUUUAGUGAGAAAACAAAAAAAAAUUGAAUACUCUCCAUAGAUAAACGUCUAUGGUAAUAAUUAUUACAUUUUUAUCGAUUUUCAUUUAUUUAACUUUUGAUCCGUCAGCAUUUUAUUUGUCUAUGGUUUUACCUUAGACUACAUACAUUGUGGACGGAUCAUAAAUUUCUUAUCGUAUUUGACAUUUAAUUUUUUGAUUUUGUGUCCGGUGUUGAUAGAAUAAUUGUAUAUAGUUUAUAAUUAAUUUUUGUAAAAAUAAUUAAUUUUAAAUAAUUUUUUACCAUUUAAUAAUUUUUCUUUAUACCUACAUUUUAUUUUAUACAUACAUAUUAAUUACAUAAUUAAUUUUGGAUUGUUGAAAAUCCGUAAUAAAAAGACUAAUUUUAAUACCAAAAUUUAAAUCGUAAAAGGUAUUAACAAUUAAAACUUAAGAACGCUUGAUAUUUAAAUUAAAUUAAAUAAAUCGUCAAAAUUUUUUUAUACACACUAAACUUGAAAUUACUGCCAAAUUUUUCAUUUUUUAGUAAAAAGAAAAAUGUACCAUUUUUUGUAUAUUAUUUAUUAUGAACAUUAUUGUAUAUAGGCUUUUUAAUAAUUAUAAUAAUAAUAAUAAUAUUAAAAUGUCAUAAUUUUUUAGCCAUAUACGAGGUGUCAAAAAAGUGAACCAUCCUUAAAACAAAAACAGUGAUAUCUCGAAAAAAAAUUUACCACAAAAAAUAAUCACAAUUAAAUUUUCUACAAAAAAGGUAUUUACAGUUUUUGUCGAAAAACUCACAGAACGCGAAAUAUUUGAUAUGUUGGUUUUAUGUAACUAACGUAAAAUUGUAAUAUUUUCAAAAAUAUGCAUUUUACAGAAAAAACUUAUAUAAUAAAAUUGUAGACGAUUCAAUUCCCUACAAAAAUCGUACCAACAAUUUUUUCGAAAAAUGCACACAACGCGAGAUAUUAGACAUGUUAGAUUUAUGUCAUUUUUACGUAACCUUAUAAUUUACAGCGAUAACUCCAAAAAUACGCGUUUUACAUAAAAAAGUUAUUAACGAAAGUUGCAGAGAAUUUAACUUCCCACAAAAAGUUUUACAACAUUUUUUUUGGAAAAUCUAAAGUUAAAGAGAUAAUCGCGUUUUUGUCUUUUAAAAUGGUAACUUUUUUCCGACAUCUUUUAGAUUAAAAUAUCAAAUCAAAAAAGCUUUUAAAAAUACCAUUUACAUUAUAUUUUAUUAAUUUACCACAAAACACAUAUACAGGGCGAUAUUUUUGUGCAAUCCACUUAUAUAUAAAACGAAACGUUAAAAAAUUACUUUUGACAUCGAAAUUGUGUUUUUCAACGUUUUCAGCAGUAUUUAUUAUUAUACGACAUAGAAAAUUUAGUCAAUAAAAUUAAAUAAAAAAAUUGUAUAUAAUAUUUGUUAUUAACUUCUUUUUAGUGCAUAGGGAUAAAUUUUAUUUAAAAUCUUUACGACUACAUAGAUUGAUUUGUUUUUUAUUAUUUCUUUGUUUAUUUUUUUUCUUAUCGCAAUAAAUGAUAUCCAUUUUAAUACUUGUUUUAUUUCACUCUGAAUUGCUGUACAAUCCGGCUACGUUGCUUUGGGAGGAGUAGUUCCAACGUACCAUACACGUCAUCUCAUCAUAACCUCACUUC
This is a messenger RNA of Brassicogethes aeneus, 4807 nucleotides long. The record is from the annotation of a GenBank genome assembly. NCBI's taxonomy places the organism in Eukaryota, Metazoa, Arthropoda, Insecta, Coleoptera, Nitidulidae.